GAGCGCUUCCCGGGCCAGUCGGUGUACCACAUCAAGUGGGUCCGCUGGAAGGAGGAGAACACGCCCGUCAUCACGCAGAACGAGAACGGCCCCUGCCCCUUGCUGGCCAUCAUGAACGUGCUGCUCCUGGCUUGGAAGUUUAUAGUCAAGAACCAUGUUGGCAUUGUUUGGAGUGGCAAGCUUAUUGGCAGCUCACCUGCACAUCAUUGACAGUAGCCAGCUACAUACCAAGGCUGAGGAUGGACAUCCACAUUCUUCUCACUUCUGAACCAAGAUGAACACUAGAUUGGGUCAGGUUAAGCUGCCGCCGAUGAUGGAAAUCAUAACGGCUGAACAGCUGAUGGAAUAUUUAGGAGAUUAUAUUCUUGAUGCAAAACCGAAAGAGAUAUCUGAAAUUCAGCGUUUAAAUUAUGAGCAGAAUAUGAGUGAUGCAAUGGCAAUUCUACAUAAGUUACAGACAGGUCUGGAUGUCAACGUGAAAUUUACAGGUGUACGAGUAUUUGAAUACACACCUGAAUGCAUCGUGUUUGAUCUUCUUGAUAUCCCUUUGUACCAUGGAUGGUUAGUGGAUCCCCAGGUUGCUGAUAUAGUGAAAGCAGUUGGUAACUGCAGUUACAAUCAGCUAGUGGAGAAGAUAAUUUCUUGUAAACAGUCUGACAACAGUGAACUGGUUAGUGAAGGAUUUGUAGCUGAGCAAUUUCUAAAUAACACAGCUACACAGUUGACAUACCAUGGGCUGUGUGAAUUGACUUCAGCUGUCCAGGAAGGAGAGCUCUGCGUGUUCUUCAGGAAUAACCAUUUUAGCACUAUGACCAAAUACAAGGGUCAACUUUACCUGCUGGUGACAGACCAGGGUUUUCUUACAGAAGAGAAAGUUGUUUGGGAAAGCUUACACAAUGUGGAUGGUGAUGGGAAUUUCUGCGAUUCUGAAUUCCACCUACGGCCUCCAUCAGACCCUGAAACUGUCUACAGAGGGCAGCAGGAUCAAAUAGAUCAAGAUUAUCUGAUGGCUUUGUCUCUACAACAAGAACAGCAAAAUGAAGAAAUUAACUGGGAACAGAUACCAGAAGGAAUUAGCGAUCUAGAGCUAGCAAAGAAGCUUCAGGAAGAGGAGGACAGGCGAGCUUCUCAGUACUAUCAAGAACAAGAACAAGCAGCUGCUCAGGUCCAGCAGGUGCAAGGUGCUCCUUCUCUAGCAAGUGGAAGACAAUCUGGGAGCAAUGAACGCAAACGUAAAGAGCCUCGAGAGAAAGAGAGAGAAAAAGAGAAGAAUAGCUGUGUUCUCUUGUAACAGAACAUGGAUUUAUUCUGGAGCCAAGUGCAUGUCCUCAGAAGCAAAAGCAAGGAGUAAAAAGGAAGACAAACCCGUUACAUGCCGCCUGUGCCUGAUUACCCCACGGAUUUUGUUCACGUUUCAGGAGAGGAUGGGUGACUUUGUUACAAUCAUGCAGACUUUCUUCAAAGUCAUAGCGUGUGCUGCUUGAGAUGGAAUUCCAAAUCACAGUUGGAUGCGGCUGUGCUUUGAGUUAGUCAUAAGUUAUACUGCACCUUGUAGCUGAACACACAGAUCAUGGCAAGUUUUGUGUCAUAGUGACAUCCAUUACUUAUUACAUCAGUUAGUAAGCUAUUUUAUCUUCUACUCUAAACAAAGGAGGUAAUUGGUUUUGUGUAAGACUUUUUUCCUGAAGUCUGUACACUAGCACAACAGAAUCCUGUGUUACUUUAAUGAUGAGAAACUAUAUCUCAGGUUGGGUAUAGUCUCCGUAACACAAGAGCCCAAAUGGGGGCUGCCUCCUCAAUGUGUCCAGAUAUCCUCGCUUCUGGAUUUAGCACAUUUAUUAUUUUUUUUGAACCCAGAUUUAUACUGCGUUAGUGCUGUUGUUGCACCCCCUGGCCAGCUUUCUUGCCCCAAGAAUAUAUGACUUGAUUAUACAAAAAUUGUCAUAGAAAAUGGGGCAUUUAUUAAUGAGCAAGAUGAAUAUUGUUUGCUUUUCUUGCAGUUAUAAACUGGGUAUGGCAACUCAGAUGUUAUCAGGGUUAAACACGUGAUUUUAUAGGUCAUUUCUUUUUCUUUUAGUAUUUUUUCCUCUUGUAGGUAAACUGGACCAGAUAACUUCUUAUUUAUUGACCUCUCCAUAUGAUAGGUGAAUGAUGAGAGGAAACUAAGGUCUAUAAUAAUCUUUAUUCUAAGAAUGCAGAGUUAAAAUGACUAUCUGCCUUUUUUUCCCAGAAGUACCUUUAACAUUAACACGUCCACUUAAGUAUUUAAGCAAGUGUACUGUAAUUACACACUUUUUUGUUAUUAGAUCAUGUAUCUUUAAAAAGCACACUUCCAAAGGGUGGGAGAAAAGCUAGGCUGCACUCUGAGAUUGUCUAGAAAGGUGGUCAGGUGUAAUAUUUUGUGUUUUAAAUCACUAAUUUAGAGUUUUUGGAAACAAUUUUCUAAUUUAUGGGAACCAGAUAAACACGUUGCAUCUUAUAGUAUUUAUAGCGUACAGAAAUGGAAUAUUCACUGAAUUAUGAGGGAACCGCAAAUCCUUCUCCAUUUCCAUUAAGUCAAUAAGAAGUACCUUCUUGCUGAACCUUUUUGAUAAGAUUUGUAUUUCACAAUUUGUAGAUACUUUUGAAAAAGGCUGCUUCUCCUGGACAAGUUACGAUUCGUGCUCUAGGCCUGGGUAAGUGCAUUAGUAUCCAAUAGUCUAGGACAGCUAAGGCAGCUGGAUAGAAUAUGACAUUCCUGGUUUCAGGUGUUUGAAGAACGUCUGUAAGAGAGUGGGUGUUUAAACACAAGUCCACAGGUAAAUAGCUGCUUUACAGUUAUUUCAGGCAGACCUGCUGCGGUGAUGGCAACCAGUAAUUACAUAAAAUCUGCUAUGAAUCUAGAAGGAAAGUUAGACUUGUAAAGGAAGAACGUCUUAUUAACUGAAGGGCCAGUUUAUAUCACCUUUUUCUUCCAUGGUAAUUUUUUCUUUUGUUUUUCAACUUUGUUACACUUUUUUUUAUAAUAACAAAGUUAUUAAUGGUAGUUAUCUAAUAUGCAAAUUGUAAAUGUAAAGAUUUCUCUAUAUUCUUUAGUAAAGUCACGCCCAGAAAAGUCAUUUUAACACUUAAUGUAUGCAGUUUAGAUAACUUUCUAUGUCAAAGCAAAGGCUGACCUCUUUUUUCCUUUGCAGCAGCCUAACUUCUUCAAACUAAUGUGAUGGAUGAUCACCAACAUAAUGACUUGUCUACUUUAAUCAAAUCAGAAAAUAUUUCAAUAGUGUCAAUAACAAAGACUUUAAGCCAGAAUGUUGUUUAAAAACAUUCUGUUACUAAGAUUUUUUCCAAAUUUGUGUAUUUACAUUUAUUUAUUGCCCUUGAAAAAUAAAUAUGUCGAGCUAAGUGUUUGUAAUCUUAUUGUUUUUCACUGACAGUAUUGCCAGUUUAAAUUAUUAUUUUUUAAACUUUAACUUGAACAGGCAUUGUGGCUAUUCAGAGUAUCUUUUUUGCCUGAGAUACUUGCUCAUUUAGAACAAUUCAUGUAGCAUUUCAACUUUCAGACAGAUGCGCCUGAAAUCUAAUAUACUGUAGUGAUGGUAAUGUUAUUUGGUCACAAUGGAAGAAAAGUUAAAUGUCAGUGCUCAUCACAAAGUCUGGACUCCCCAGUAAUUCAGUUUCCCUUUCAAUAACAGGGUAAGGUUUUCAGGUUAUUUGAGAUGGCAGGCAUGCUAUUCAAACAGUUUUCUGUUUAUAUCCUUUUUUUUUAUUACAGGUCUCGGAGCUUUGGGGAAAAAAUAAAGAAUUCCUAAAAUUCAGGGCAUUGUUCUGCAUGGGUUGAGCUUGAUAGUGGCAAAAGUUAUAAGCAGGUGAGCUUUUUAAUAUCCAGUAUGACGUAUGUCUGGAAGAUUAAUUAACACCCCACUGUGACUAACCAUUUCAAAAGUAACUGUCACAGUUGGUAUAUAAAAUAUCCAAAACUGAAAAAAUACCAAUAUAUAAAAUAUCAAAAAUAUCAAAAUAUAAAAUAUCAAAAACUGAAUAGAACUGCUUUUAUCUGUAGUAGUGAACUUGGAAAACAAUGUCAAAGUAAUCAGGGAGCGCUAGUAAGAUGAUACGUACUUCUGGCUCUAUUUACUUCAUUUACAGUCUCUUUUCAAAUCUCUUUUUCUGGCAAAAGGUACAGAUUUAUAUUUUAAAUCCGUUUAUAAAAUUUAGCAUGAAAGUGCUACAAAUACCUACAUAACGUAUAUGAAAGUGUCAGAAAAGUAGAGUAGAACUUCGUUUUCCACUAGAUAAAAGCUAGCACAAAAGACAGAAUCAUAGAGUUUUUGUUGUUGCAUUACAGUCAUGCAAUAAAGCUACAAGCACUGCCAUAGUGUUAAAUGUCUUUCUAAAAGGCACUUUGUAAAUGCUCAAAUCUACCACUUAAGUUACAUUUACGUGUAAUCUGAAGCCCAACAAAGCAGAUCCAAAUAAGGUUGUAACAUGAGAAGAAAUUAGCAUUCCUGAAAAUUCACUUAAACACAAUGCAAAAAAAAUUUCUGUAGCAAGUCAUCUACUUAAUAGAAUAAAGUAUAUGUUCAGAUUGUCUUUACAGAACUCUUCUUGUGGAUCACAGACACUCAAGUUGAAAGUGAACCAUAUGCUCUUCUGUAUGCACUUGCAUUAAAUUACCAGGCAGUCUAUGCACUUGCUUGAUACUUCACUUUAUUGUUAAAUGUUUCUUCAAACUUGUACACAGAAAUUCGUGAAAUUUUUUUCCAGGAUGUAAUAAAAGGCAAUUUAACUUCAUGAAAUUGGAUCUUCUGAUAUAUUCAGCAGGAAAUACUAAAGUAAAAUGUGAAGUUGAUAUACUUUUAACUGUUCCUCUUUCCUGCUACAAUAGGUCUAUAACCUAUAACCCAAAGCUUAUGCUUAGGUGAGCUUGUUUUUUCAUUACUAUUAGGAUGCUUAUCACAAUUCAUCACUGAAGUUUAUACUAAGUAGAUCUUUAAAUACAACACAAUGAAUUAAGAACUGUAUUCAUUUUACAACCUUAAGAAGUCUACUUUUAUGUAAGCUUAAACAGCAGGUAAGUCAGCAAAUGCAAGUUAAUUGGCGUUCUUGUUAGAAAGCAUAUAAGGAAAAAGCAAAAAUAAAAAGCCUUAGUUUGGUUGCACUAUAAUGCUCUUAUUUCUCCAUCUGUGCUGUGAGAAUAAGACCUUGGAAAAAAUCUGACAUGGAAAAAUGUUCGUAUAGUCCAAUGACAACAAAUGUUAAUGCAGCAACUUAAACAUAGGCGUUUUAUUUUGUGAUUUAGUGCAGUUAUGUAAGUCUUUGAAGCAUAACCAGCACUAGACUGGGAGCAGUGUUAUUUUGAAUGCAAAGUUCUGGUGAGAUGAAUGACAUUCAUCCAAAUUCAUCUAAACAGAAAUCUAUUUGAUGUUAAUUUCCAUAGUGUUUCCACAUACUCCUUCUUGUUAGCAGCUUGUUCUUAGAGUUGUCCAGUAGAAAAGCUAUGUAUUUAAGCUCAACUGUCACUUCCUCUGAAGGGGAAGGUGUGGUGGAGAAAUGUAGAGGAGGCUGGAAUAUAAAAGACCUCUAUGCUGCCUACUUUUCUUGAGAUGGUCUAGGGAUUUGUCCUCAAUUUUCAUACAACCAGAAUGGUCUGAGUUGGAAGGGACCUUAAAGAUCAUGUAAUUCCAACCCUCUGCCAUGGGAAGGGACAUCUUUCACCAGCCCAGGCUGCCCAAAGCCCCAUCCAGCCUGGCCUUGAACACUUCCAGGGAUGGGGCACCCACAGCUGCUCUGGGCAACCUGUGCCGGUGCCUCACUGCCCUCAUUUAUUAUGCUGUAGCAUAGUAAAUAUGCUUUAUACAGCAUUUAUUAUACUGUAGCAUAAUAAAUAGCUGUAGCCAUAGCAUGUACUGGCCAAACCUCAUCAAGGUCAGGCUUGAUGCAGCUCUAGGCAGCCUGGUCUAGUGCCCAGAGCAGGGGCAUUGAAACUAGAUGAUCUUUGAGAUCCUUUUCAAGAGAGGCCAUUCUAUGACCAGCAUACAUGUUUUGUAAUGGGUUGGCAGUGUCUAUCUCUGUAUACCUUCUUCUUCACUCUCAUAACGCUUCUAGGUUAACUAGCUGUUCUGACCCUCUUAAAAACUCAAAACGUUUUUAUUAAAUGUCAGUUGUCUGCUGUUUAAUUUUGGUCAUUAUGUCAGCUUUGUCACUAUGAGCUCUUUCUUUACUUGGACAGUUACCUCUGGAGAACUUGCUGAAACAUUAAAGUUCUUUACUGCCUUUAAAGUUACUCUUCUGGUUUGUAGGAUUAUUUGUGCUCAUAAAGAAAAUUUGUAUGUUGAAGUGAGCAAUUCAUUGUGCUUUGAGGCUAAGAAAUUUAAACACCUAGUUAAUUGUCUUUAGAAGUCAAAAUGCCAUGUUUGCCUGCUUGACACAAAGAAUUUUCAACGAAAUGUCACGUCUGGGAAAUCCAUAGGAAUAUUUCAGAUGAGCUUCAGUACUCAAAAGUACCAACUUAGUUUAAACAGUAUACUUUAAAAAUAAUUUGCUGUACCAAUAUGAAAAUAAAUGAAUCUGUUUCUCUAAAUGUGUUGAUGAAACAUGAAAUAAGGCACCGAGUGCUUUCAUCACUAGUUGAGUCACACAUUUAAGGAACCAGGUAGGGGUCUUGCUACAGUCUUGCUGGGGCCAAAAGUGAGUGAAAUGUCAUUGUCUGCUAUAGCCAAACGCUAAGCCAAAAGCCAAAUGCAUAUAAAUCUUGGUAGUAGGUAGGGACAUAAGGUCUUCCGUAAGUUUUUUAUUUCUUUAAUUAAUCUUUUGAGAAGGUCCUUUAGUGUUAACAUAAUUUCAGUUUAGGUCCCAUCCAGUCUAUGAUCCAUGCUGUGAAACACAUAAAUUUUGGGAAGUGAUCUACCAGUGUCUCUCAUGAGACAGUGCCUUUAGCUCUCACAAACUCAGACUCUCCUUGGCAGAAUCCAGAGCUCAGUACUAACAGUACUGAAUCAAUAUGGGGAACAUGACAAUAGGGGCUUCACCGUGUAAUAAUGUCAAUUCCAAGUAUGUAACUGUCAUAAGUCCAUAUUAUAAUUUAUUACAUGUACCAGCUAUAAUAGAGCUAGUAUGAUUAUUUCAGUCCAUGCUAUAGUUGCAAUUCCUUGCUGUGAAAGAAUUACAGAGAAUUAGAUGACUGCUUUUCUAAUAGGCUUUGCAACUACCUUGAAGUGUUCUUUGUAAUACUGGAUUUUUCAGUCUUGGGAUAUUAAUGCAUAAAAGUUUCUGAACAAGAAAUUUAAUGAUUUAACGCAUAAUAUUUUUCUUCUUUUGUAGUAUGUUUAUAGGGAACAUAGUAUUUAAAAAUCUGUAUUUGAUUUUGUAUAAGAAUGCUGUAAUUACCUAUAUAUGCUGCAAUCACCUUCUAGAACUAACAAACUGCUACAUCAGUAACAAGCCUAUGUAUGCUCUAGAAAUUUCACUGGAGGAAUUUAAUAAAUGUUAGGAACAGAUUUAUUUCUAAAUAAUAUAAUGCUAAAUUCUUUUUUAACUACGGUUUCUACUGUUCAUUCCUACAGCUAACAGUUCAGGGCGAUCUUCCAGUAACUAGUGGUGGCUACAUUAUGUGUUAGGAUCCUUCUAAACUUCCUGAGCAGUAUUGCAAUACUACUAUCACUUGUGCUAUUUUUUUACAAUUAAAUGUCUGUCCAAUCCAACCUCAUAUUACAAUGCACAGGCAUGAGGAGGAAGUUAAAACAUGGCAUUUCAGCAUAGGCUUAUGCAAACCAGUCAUGUAACUUAUUAAUUUUUUGAAAAAUCUUGGACAAAAUAAGCAAUCCAUUUUUUUUUUUUUUCCAAGGAAAGCUACUGUUAGAUUAUCCUUUGUAUUUUUUUCAACACAAACAAGCUCAGCUUUGAAUGUAACCAUGUCUUCAGAUUUGAUAGCUUUGUACAAAGCAUGCACGUUCAGCAUUUUAUACCUAUUUCCAAGGUAACUUUAGUUUCUCUUCAGUAUUUUGGCGCCAGCGCAACAACUGGUCUCUUAAUUUUAAGGGUUUUAUUAUUGCAGGUUUACCAGAACCAGAAAGUGCUGUACAAUUACUGUUUCGGUUUACAGUUGGGGUUUGGUGAAGUUCUUUAGAUUGAAAGCUUUAAAACAGGUUGCAUGUGAGGUGAAUUAUUAACAGUAUGCUUUUUUUUUUUUUUUUUUGGCCAAUUGCAGCCUUGUUAGACUUUAUAAUUGAGUUGUAUUUACUGUAGGAAGAAAAUUACUGCUUUGGAAACAAAAUUCUUCUUUCACUUGUAAAAAAAAAAUAAAAAAAAAUAGCGGAUUGUAUUAGACUAUUGUAGAUAGAUACAGUGAACCAAUGAACCUAGCUGUGACUUUUAAAACUACUUUUUCAGCAAUUUGCAUUUUUAUCUCAAACAGUCGUAAUGAUUACAUGUUUGUAUUUCAUAUAACAAGUUGACAUCAGUAUGCUUGCAUUUUUGGAUUUCUAACACACUUUCUGGAUUUCUAACACACUUUCUCUUAGAGCUUGACCUUUAAGAAUCCAUUAAAAAAAGGGACCAUAGGUAGCAAGUGUUUCUCCACCUAUACUUGGCUAACUCUUGAAAUGGCCAGUUCUGUUACAUUAUGCUAAACUGUGACUAGUCAAAUAAUUACAGUAUAGACAUUCAUUAAAUAAGCAGGACUGUGCUUUUGGUACAGUUUGUACUUGCAAAAUGAAAGCACUUAAUAGUUGUUCUCAGAUUGCUAUCAGAUCAUAUUUGACAAAUAUUCCCUUCUUGUAACAUUUUUUUCCUAUACGGAUAUUCUGCAGUGUGUAAUCACUGUCUACAGGUCAAGACUAAAGAAAUUUGUUAGUGGUACUUAAUACAAAAAGUAUCUUGUCGUUUUCUAUAAAAGUAAUUUCUAAAUCUGUUGCUACCUGCUCAGUACUAGAUCUUACAAUAAAAAAGUCACAAUGUUAAUACAUUAUAGGAGAUGAUUACAGCUACUUUCUUCAUAAGAAGAAGAAUACUAUCAGCAUAUGUUCUCCCCCAGCUCCGCAUUAAGUGAUGCAUCUUUCCUUUUAAGUGACAUGGUUUUGGUUCAUCUUUCUUAUUACAGCUUUCAAUGAAAGAAGUUCUUUCAAUGAAAGAAGUUUUCAUAAAUUUUGUCAAUCUCUUACCAAGUGAACAGAUGCAUAGCUAUUUAUAUGUACAACCUUUGACAAUCACCUUUAACACAUGUAACCUUGAAGUUAACUACAUCUGAAACAAACUGAUGAAAUUCAAAUGAGUCAUAUAGAAAUUGCCUCUCACUCUCCAGCAGGGACAAAUAUUUGUUACCAUAUUAACUGUCUCAAUAGCAUUACGACAAAAUUUAAAACCAGAAGUUCUUUUAGAAAAGUUCAAAAAUAUUUACUUAUUGAAGCAGAUCAGUAAUGUGUUCAAGAUGCUAUGCUUCCACCAGAAUCAUGCAACUGCUCAGCUGCGAUAGAGUUGUAAGCCUGUUAAUCACCUAAAGCUUAUCUUGUAUCUCCAAAUCUAGUUUUAACAGGAAAUAUAUAUCAAAAAGUUAAUAGAGUCUACUAUAGAUUUACUAGGAAACAGAAAAAUUAAAAUUCUAAGACCUGUAUUUUAGAAGCAUGACAUGAUUAAAUCUAGUCAUGCAGUAUCAUUUGUACCAAAGUGUAUGAUGGAAAUCCUUUUCAUUAUGAUGCUAAUUGUAAUGGCAUGUACAAGAUCAACUACUGAAUGUUUUGUGUUUUAAAGGCCUUAAUUGUUUAUAUUGUAUUAAUGUUUUUAAAGACUAUAAGGAAUUGACGCUUUCCUUGUAAACUGUUAAAAUACUUUUGAACACUUCAAUAAUUUUCAGAAAAGUCAUUCUGUAUUUUAAUACCCCUUUUUGUUGUUUUCUUUGUACAAGAAAAGUUGCUAAAUUCUGGUAUCUUUAAAAAGAAGUCUGUGAUUAUCAACCUCUCUAGUUUAAGGUCUUUACCCUGCUGAGAUUUAUUUUGGUUAAUAGUCCUCUGAAAGUAAUCAUCUGUGAAUAAAUUUGGGCAAAGUGAAAUAAACAUUUCAUUUAGGCAUCUAAAUUCUGUCAUAGUAACAAUGGUUGGAUGAAAUAAAAAAAACACUCUGGAGAAGAAAAGGAUAGAUUUCAAUUCAUCUAAAUACCAGAAACUUUGAGUUUAUAGAGUAAUUUGUUUUCUAUUAGAUUUAUCCCCAUUACUCCUAUUUCAGUACUUUUAUUUUUAUCAAAUGAAAUAUCUGCAUAUGCACAUUUUCUUUUAAGUAAGCAAAAACAUGCCAAGAAAUAUUGUUAAUGCCUUUACAGUUGAAAUGCACAUCUGGACCUAUUUACUUUAGGUAAGAUACAUCUCUGCUUUUAUUUUUGUGCCUGCCUGUAGCUUUGUCUUCUAAGGCGAUUAACUUUCAUAUUUCCCAUGGGAUCCAUCAGCUAUCUUACAGCAAAUAUUUUGUAUGUUGUCACUUAAAGCAUGGAUUACUGUCAAAUUGCUUGUUUUUAAAUGUAAUCUAACAUG
Messenger RNA from Oxyura jamaicensis (ruddy duck), 10496 nucleotides. RefSeq names its product MINDY lysine 48 deubiquitinase 2 (gene MINDY2). Gene Ontology annotation, molecular function: K48-linked deubiquitinase activity; cysteine-type carboxypeptidase activity; cysteine-type deubiquitinase activity. Bases 275 to 1291 code for a protein of 338 amino acids. Lineage: Eukaryota; Metazoa; Chordata; Aves; Anseriformes; Anatidae. The transcript is spliced from 10 exons. Gene Ontology annotation, cellular component: cell periphery; cytosol. The record is from RefSeq and is a predicted model, not a curated record. Gene Ontology annotation, biological process: protein K48-linked deubiquitination.